GAGACCGUUUGGAGAAGAUGGCGGAGUCGCUGUCGUCUGGUCCCGGAGAGGAGAAGGAGAAGGAGACGGAGGACAGGGAGCGGGACGGCAGCGCUACCACGGCCGAGAAGAGCACGGCGAGCGACGGGUCCACGGAGACGCAGGGGCUCCGCGACGAAAAUGGCGGCAGCGUGGGCAAGAGACGGAACCUGUCAGACCUGUCGCUGGUCAGGUUUAUAACUACCGAGCUCACCAGAGGCUAUUUCCUGGAACACAAUGAGGCCAAAUACACGGAGCGCAGAGAGCGGGUCUACACCUGCCUGCGUAUCCCCAAAGAGCUGGAGAAGUUGAUGACAUUCGGCUUCUUCCUGUGUCUGGACGCCUUUCUCUACGUGUUCACGCUGUUGCCCCUCAGAGUUAUUCUGGCCCUUUUACGGCUCCUCACGUUGCCAUGCUGUGGCGUCAGUGGCUCCCGCCUGCUGCAGCCAGCACAGGUAUGUGAUGUCCUGAAAGGCUUCAUCAUGGUGUUGUGUUACUCAAUGAUGAGCUACGUGGAUUACGCUAUGAUGUACCACCUCAUCAGGGGACAGUCGGUCAUCAAACUGUACAUCAUCUACAACAUGUUAGAGGUGGCGGAUCGCCUGUUCUCCUCAUUUGGUCAGGACAUCCUGGACGCUCUGUACUGGACGGCCACUGAACCCAAGGAGAAGAAGAGAGCGCACAUAGGGGUGAUUCCUCACUUCCUCAUGGCCGUGCUCUACGUCUUUCUUCACGCCAUCCUCAUCAUGGUUCAGGCCACAACUCUCAAUGUAGCCUUCAACUCCCACAACAAGUCUCUGCUCACCAUCAUGAUGUCAAACAACUUUGUGGAGAUCAAGGGGAGUGUGUUUAAGAAGUUUGAAAAGAACAACCUUUUCCAGAUGUCUAACAGUGACAUAAAAGAGAGGUUCACCAACUACAUCCUCCUGCUCAUCGUUUGUCUGAGAAACAUGGAGCAGUUUUCAUGGAACCCUGACCACCUGUGGGUGCUGUUUCCUGAUGUGGUCAUGGUGAUAGCAUCAGAAGUUGCGGUGGAUGUUGUGAAGCACGCGUUCAUCACCAAGUUCAACGACAUCAGCGCUGAUGUAUACGGAGAAUACCGAGCCAGCCUUGCCUUUGACCUCGUCAGCAGUCGACAGAAAAAUGCUUACACAGACUACAGUGACUCAGUGUCCAGGAGAAUGGGCUUCAUCCCGCUUCCCUUAGCUCUGCUGUUGAUCAGAGUAGUGACGAGCUCGGUUAAAAUCCAGGGUUCUCUCUCCUUUAUGUGUGUGUUGCUGUUUUACUUGGGGAUGAUCACUCUGAAGGUGCUCAACAGUAUCGUUCUGCUGGGGACGUCGUGUAUGUUUGUCAAAGCGGCCAAUAUGGAAGAGAAGCUCUUCAACCCUCCACCGUCUGCCACCUCCAGCCGAGUGAACUCCAGAGCUAACCGCACCAAACACGUUAACACGCCGGCACAGCAAGCAGAAUCCACUGCAGACAAGGGAGGAACCCCACUGGCAUCAGACAACCCUCAGCCCAACACCACUGCUGAGAGCUCGGCCCCCACCCUUCCCAAGAGCGACUCGGACACAUUUCUUACGACGCCCGACGAAGAGGAUGAUGACAAGAUCAUCAACACCGACACAGGACUGGAAGGAGAUGGACUCAAACCCAGAACGCCCAAGAAAGACUUGCUGGAGAUCGACCGCUUCACCAUCUGUGGCAACAGAAUAGACUGACGGCCACAGAAACAAGCCAGUGUCCCGGAAACACAGCGAGGUUCAAGGAUCAGACACGGGUCAUGGAGCGCGCUCAGAGCGGACUUACCCUCGUGCACCUGACCCCAGGAGUAUUUAUUUAUUUAUUACUGAAUACAAACCAGCCAUGGCAUCAAGCUGUUACUACAAGCAACAGAGGCUGCUUCAGAUGUUUCCAGCUGGUCCAGUUCCAUUUCAGGUAGACUCUGAGGAUGAGUCGCAGUCCUCAGGACAACCUCCAGAAAUGGUCGAUGGUGACAGCAAUGCAGAGAAGUGGCGUGCGCGGCUGGCGUCCAGCCUGUUUGAGGCGGUAGGGACGUGACAGCUGGACUGUGCGAGCGCGUGUUCAAAAGCACAAUCCCAAAAAUCGGGCGAGGAGUCGUUUUUAGACUGAACUAAAAAAAAGUGUAAAUUUUUCAAUUUUUUUAUUUUCAGAUGUUUGACAAAUUAUCAUAUUUCAAAUGAAGUUUUUAUGAAAAGUCUCAGACCUUAUUCCUAAAAUCAACCGUGCUUAGCUGCAGGAUUAAGACUCAUCAUCACGUUAUCACAUUGUGCAAAUCAUAAAGUUGAUCUGCUGACACCAGCACUCAUUUUUAUUUGAAUUGAGUUUUUGUGAUGAGCCCAGAUGUUCAUCUCGAUAAUGAUGGCAUCAGCAGCUUCAGGUUACACAGUCUGGACACAGCCCGCAGUCGAUGGGUUCAGCAGAUAUUUCUAUUUAAAGAGAUUUUUUUUAAUUUUCCAGUACAGUCCCUGUGUAAGCUCAUCGCUCAAGCAUGCAGCCUCGAAUAAUCAUGUCAUCAACAUCAGCUUAGAGCAAUUUCUAUAUUGGAAACAGUGAACCUACAGAAAUGUCUCGGUGAAGUGCGACCGUGUGCUUGGUCUCAGUUAAAAUUCAUGGUGUGUGACACCAGCCUCAAUUGAACAUAUAUUUCCUUUUUUCACUGUUAUCUUCAGAGUGGUUUGAAAAGUAAAAAUGACAUGUAUGCAUGUAAAGCUGUCAAAUCUAGACAAUAAGAAACAGGAUGGAGGAAUCAUGUGAAAGAAGUCAACUCAGCUGUUUUCAUCUUUCAUAGAGCUGUGCAAAAUUGCAGAUUGGUGCCCUAAAGGUUGUUGUUGGUAUUGUUUGAUGUGGUGAUGCUGGCUUUGAAUUUGAGAAGAGGCUCUUAGGAAACAUCUAUGUUCCAAAAGAAGUCUGACUGUUAAUGCUGUGAAAACUUGCUGCGCUGUGUAAUCAAUUAUGUGUAUCCAACAACUCUCUCUGCUCUGAAGUACCGGACAAAUGUUAAGUUCACCCAGUCUCCGGUUUUUGCCUCUCAUGUAUCAUUGUAACAAACAAACUAAAAUGGAAAAAAGACGCCAGCAGAUGAGAAACUGAAACUUGUGUUGCUGAAUAACGAUUUUUUAAACAAUUUUCAAGUUGCAGCUCUAAAACAUCCUUCCUCAAUUUUUACAUAAGCAAUAGUAACGUUUUAUUAAUAGUUCUACACUUGUUGCCUACGUUGCUGUUAUACACAGUUUGUAUACAAAAUAUUGUGUCUACAUUUUCUGAAGAUGAUCUUCCUGUUACCAGGGAUGAAUAAGAGUUGCUACUUCUGUCUGUCUAAGGAGAGGGAUGUAGAGAGGGUUGAUUCUCCUCACCCAAGUCGAGGGGAAAUAGUUGUCACCCAUUGUUAAGCCAUAUGAGGUAAAAUUUUGAUUUGCUAUACAAGUAACAUUUGAAAAUAGAUAAUAAAUGUCUUGCAAAGCCUCAAAUCUUGGUGUUAGAUCAAAACCUCUUAACCAAGGAACAAAUUCUUUAGGAAUUAGUUUCCCACCUCAGACUUGUCAUCAGGCUAUAUGUAUGUUGAUAAAACUCGACAUUGUGCAGGAUUCUUUAUCAUGUUGUGGAUUUAAUCCUAAAUCUUCUUUACGAACCUGAGAGGAGAAUAUUGUUACUGCGUUGCUCGGCAUUUAUCCUUCAGGAGAAUGUAGUCUUACCUCAGCUGUGACUCAAAUGUGCUGGUUGUUCAUGAGAGGCACAAACCUGAGAUCAGUCCAACCUCUCAACGGGGGGACAUUCAAUACAGGAACAUAACUGCAUAUUUACAAAUGAAGGAUCAAGAGUGUGUAUGAGUCAUGAUGGCGUGAAGUGUGUUUGCGUGUGUGUGAUUGCAGUGCAUGAAUGGUUCUGACUACUUGAUGUAUGAAUUGGAUCAGAUCACUAUCCAUCUGUGUAAAGCAUCUCCUCAAUUGAUAGAAGGAGAAUAAAAUCAUUUUUUUUCUAA
Platichthys flesus (European flounder) is the source of this 4021-nucleotide messenger RNA. RefSeq names its product transmembrane anterior posterior transformation 1b (gene tapt1b). Gene Ontology annotation, cellular component: endoplasmic reticulum membrane; ciliary basal body. Lineage: Eukaryota; Metazoa; Chordata; Actinopteri; Pleuronectiformes; Pleuronectidae. The record is from RefSeq and is a predicted model, not a curated record. Gene Ontology annotation, biological process: maintenance of protein localization in endoplasmic reticulum; positive regulation of cilium assembly. The transcript is spliced from 14 exons. Bases 18 to 1739 code for a protein of 573 amino acids.